Molecule: messenger RNA, 666 nt
Organism: Arctia plantaginis
Lineage: Eukaryota; Metazoa; Arthropoda; Insecta; Lepidoptera; Erebidae
Source: the annotation of a GenBank genome assembly
AUGAGCGAAGAUGAGAAAUUAAACAUUGCGCAAAAUAAUGAAAUGUUACGUCAGCAUUACAGGGCAGAAAUAGAAAAACAAAAAAUUCUAAUAAGAUAUAUAGGAAAGAAUACGACGUUGGGAAUACCAGGAAACGGUCAAUACAGUAGCGACAAUCUAGAACACAAGUUAGCGGUAAUAAAAGUAGGCGCCAAAAAAAAAACACCGUUACAAGAGUUGUAUGAACGAAAAAUUAAAGAACAAAACACACAGUACACUGUGAGAGAGGCGGAAAAGGAACGAGAUGAAGUGUUAGAAUCUGUAUCUAACUUGGGCUUAAAAAGUGUUAGUACAGUAACAAUAAAUCACAACAACAAACUAUAUCAUGUUUAUUUAUACGAAGAUGACAAACAAUUUGCUCUAUGGAAAGAAGUACAUGUACAAGAAGAAAUAAUAAAUAAAUUACGGGUGUCCACACAACCAAAACAAACAGGAUACAAAUUUACAUCAGAAACAGAUAAUGGGCUUGGGAAUGAUGACUUGUGGGAAAAUUUACAAUCGCUUAAUUUAUCACCAAUAGACACAAAUCAGUUAUAUUCCAAGUUUCAAAAUAAAAUCGCCAAAGACUGGGAAGAGCAGAACAUCAGGCCAGACAGGAUCCACGCAAGACAGCAUCCGGAAGACUAG